CAAGCAGCCAUUCUGGUCCGAGCCACCGGCCUCAGCGCAGGGCCCCGCCACCCGGGCCCCCGCCGCCUCCCGUCGGCCCGCCGCGGCCCGCCGCGGCGCCCGGCGCCCGGCGCCCGGCGAUGCAGCAGCGCGACGCCGUGGAGGAGAUCGCCCGCCAGCAGUCGCCCGCGGGCAUCCUCGCCCGCGUCGUGGCGCGCAGCAAGGGCCUCCCGAUGCCGCCCAUGUCCGCCCGGCGCGCCGUGCUGAACGAGAGCAGCGGCCAGGGCUGGACGAUGUGGGCGGACUGCUACACGCCCCAGAGCGGCAACCCCUUCUGGAGCGUCGUCGUGCCCACCGGCGUGCCCGUCGCCAUGUGCAUCGCGAUCUGCCGCUUCUGGAAGUGAUCGGGGGCGCCCGCGCGCGCUGCAGCGGACGGGCAGGACGACGACGACAACACCCGCCUGCUCCGCUCUGCCGCGGCCGCGGCUCGCCGACCCGUGCCGAGGCCGAGGCCUCCCCGAGACCGCGCAGCUCGAUUUGUGACCCGCU
This is a messenger RNA of Prorocentrum cordatum, 528 nucleotides long. Lineage: Eukaryota; Dinophyceae; Prorocentrales; Prorocentraceae. The record is from the annotation of a GenBank genome assembly.